Molecule: messenger RNA, 2423 nt
Organism: Dromiciops gliroides (monito del monte)
Lineage: Eukaryota; Metazoa; Chordata; Mammalia; Microbiotheria; Microbiotheriidae
Product: dipeptidase 2-like
Exons: 12
Coding region: 291-1604 (437 amino acids)
Biological process (GO): proteolysis
Molecular function (GO): metallodipeptidase activity
Source: RefSeq, a predicted model, not a curated record
AGGACAGAGGGGAAAUAUCUGCAAGCCUAGACCAGCUUCUCCGAGUUAGGGAAGAGGGAAGAGACAGUAAGGGUCCCCGUGCCAGCUCGGGACAGCUGGGAGUGGGCAAAGUUUAGGAGAGAGGAACACAAGGCAAGGAAGCUGAGACGCAGCUGAGGGAGUCGGGGGCUGGAAGCUGAGCCCAGGCCUCCCCACUGUCUCCUUGUGGUCUCUGCUACGCCUCCACUUUCUGCAUCUCCUGCACCUCCCACCCUCAGGCUAGGACCUCUGGAUCGAUCCCUCUGCACAACAUGCGGCUGAUGCCUCCCCUGGCUUUAGAGGGCACCUUUCUGGGCACAGAGAAGGCAUGGAGGCUGCUGCUGCUGCUGCUUCUCCUCAGGGUGGGCAUGGCCCCCAGCCAUGACUCUGAGCUAAGAGAGAGGGCCCAGGCCCUCAUGAGAGCCUACCCGCUCAUCGAUGGCCACAAUGACUUACCGGGAAUUCUGAGAUGGUUUCAUCAGAAUAAACUCAAGUACCUCGACUUGAGAACUUUCAACAAGAGCCAAACCAACAUCCAGAAGCUUCAGGCAGGGAUGGUGGGAGCCCAGUUCUGGUCGGCCUACGUCCCCUGCCAAACUCAGGACAAAGAUGCCUUGCGCCUAACCCUGGAGCAGAUCGAUGUCAUCAAGCGGAUGUGCAAUGCUUAUGAGGAACUGGAGUUCGUGACCUCAGCCCAAGAGCUGAAGGAGAGCCAGAAGCUGGCUUGCCUGAUUGGGGUGGAGGGUGGUCACUCUAUUGAUGGAAGCCUGGCCGUCUUGAGAGCAUUUUAUGAACUAGGCGUGCGCUAUAUGACUCUGACACACUUCUGUAACACCCCCUGGGCCCAGAGCUCCACCAUGGGCCUGCAUCACUCUUAUGAACAUGUGAGAGGACUAAGUGGCUUUGGUGAGAAAGUGAUAAAAGAAAUGAACCGUCUGGGCAUGAUGGUGGACCUCUCCCACACGUCUGAUGCCACGGCCAGAGAAGCAAUGAUUUUCUCUCAGGCUCCGGUGAUCUUCUCUCACUCAUCUGCCUUCUCCAUUUGCAAUGACUCAAGGAAUGUUCCAGACAGCCUCCUGAAGCAGUUGAAAAGAAAUGGAGGCAUUGUGAUGGUGACCUUGUCUGUAGGCGUGAUUCAGUGUAACCUGCUGGCCAAUAUCUCCACAGUAGCAGAUCACUUUGAUUAUAUAAAGAAGAUUAUAGGAGCUGAAUUCAUGGGGAUUGGAGGAGACUAUGAUGGUGUCGGCAAGUUUCCACAAGGCCUCGAAGAUGUCUCCAAAUAUCCUGCUUUGAUUGAAGAGUUGCUGAGGCGGGGCUGGAGUGAGAAGGAACUGCAGGGCCUGCUUCGAGACAACCUCCUGAGGGUCUUUCAGAAAGUGGAACAGGUGCGGCAAGAGAGCAAGAACCAGAGUCCCAACGAAGACAUGCUCUCUGAAGUAACAAUAGAUAAUCAGUGCCGUUCAACUUUCCAGCAGCUGGCAUCGCUGAAGCCACUUUGGAAUGGGCAGCCCCUCCUGAGCCCAGCCCUGCACCUCGCCACCUUUGCCCUUGUCCUCAUGUCCUCAGUGGGGCAGCUCUUCCCCUGAGAUGAAAGGUUGGGUAGAUCAGUGCCUAUCUCAGAACUGAGCUGGAGCCCUCAGUUUUGGCCUUUGGGAGAUGGACCCCAGCCUGGUCCAGGGGGACAGCUAUAUCCUCUUCUCCCACUCUGGUGUCCCUCUCUCCAUGGUUAGGUUACUGGCCCCCUUUAGGCAGCAGAGAAGGUUGUGAGGCAUUGACUCCCCCCACCCCCAAGCCUUCCUUUCCAAUGGUCACUUACAUUCCCAGUGGUUUUUCAUGAGAACCAGACUCAUCUGCUGGGAAUCAGCAAUGGAGACCUCAGGGGGGCCAGCCCAGCAGCACGUCUGAUGAGGGGAAACCAGACCUUGUCUGCCCUCUCUGCUUCUUACCCCCCAACUUGGAAAGGAUGUCUCAAGGCCAGUAAUUCAGACAGGAGAUCCAGCUCUUGAUGGGUCCAUGCUGGACUGUGGAGACUCAAGUCCUUGUCACCUUCACCCCUGAAACUGACCUUCUCUGACCUGACUCAGAUGCCUCUGGAUCCCUGGAACUUCCAUCUUCAGUUUAGGGUUCAAUGGAGUCUUGUCCCAUUCACAUUCACUUUCUGCUUUGAAAGUAAAGGGUGGUUUCUUUUUUAGCCCCAAAUUUAGCAUCGUAGCAUCUUCUUAGUAGUCUAUCUUUUGGCUUGCUGUGUCCUCUCUCCCUCCUUUUUCCCUUCUCAGGUUUCUAGCCCCUUGUUCUGAAUUUCAAUGAGAAAAUUUCUAAAUUUUCCCCUGGAAAGGCUGCUGGUAUUAGGUAGGGCACUGACUUCUACCCAACAACCCUUAUCCACUGACCUAGGUCAAAUGAAU